UGUUCCGCCAGCUGUUUAUUUAUGGGAUCUUUUGUGUUCGUAUAACUACACUGAGGUGUUUAACAACAGAGAUGAGGAAAGUCAGUUGAAAAUGAUUCGGAGCCGUCCGCGGUACUUUGUGAAUCAGUACCAGCAAUUUUCGGGGACGUUAUCCAAUGUUGAGUAUUUAAGAGAUCUCGUGAAAAGAAUCUUGCAACUGAUCGAAGAAAAAAGUCCUCCUCAGAGGGCAAGCCGAGAUGGCGGUGUUUAUGUAGGAGCAGCUGGUAUAGGAUAUGCCUUCCUCUCUGUAGCUGAGUGUACAGAGUUUUCUAACAUUCGUGAUCAAUGCUUUGGAAAAUCCCUGGAGUACAUGAAGGUUAGUCUACAAGAGGUAUCGAGAACAUCUCCUUAUGAUGAUGGUAUUGGGGCAUCAUUUCUCUUGGGGCAUGCUGGGAUUUAUGCAGUAUCAGCACUGGUCUUCAAUACCUUGGGAUAUCAGCAAGAAGCAGAACAGUGUGUUCAGAAUUAUCUGGAGAUGGCUAAAAUCUGCCAGCCACUGAAUUUCUUUCGUCCAGGUUCUGAUGAACUGUUUGUUGGUAGAGCCGGUUACUUAUGUGGGUCACUUCUCUUGAACAAAAAGCUUGGUAGGACUGUGGUACCUCCAGAAGUCACCAGACCCUUGUUUGAUGCCAUCAUAGAGUCAGGUCGACAGUAUUCACAGAGUCACCAUUCACAAAGCCCACUUAUGUACUCAUACUACAGAACAGAGUACUUAGGGGCUGGUCAUGGACUUUCAUCCAUUCUACAAAUGUUACUCAAUUUCCCAGAACAUUUUAACAAAAGAAAAGAUGUUGAAUCUCUCAUUCAUCAAGCUGUUGACUAUGUCCUUGCAUGCGAAGGGCCCAAUGGGAACUACCCACCUGUUCCUGGAGAGGUUAGAGACCAAGAAGAUGAGCUGGUACAUUGGUGCCAUGGUGCCCCAGGUGUUGUAUAUCUUUUGGCCAAAGCUUAUCUUACCUGGGAGGAUGAUAAAUACUUGCAUGCCAUGAAGAGGUGUGCUGCUCUCACCUGGCAGAAGGGAUUGUUGCAUAAAGGGCCAGGAAUAUGUCAUGGUGUGGCAGGUAGUGGAUACGUCUUCUUAUUGCUCUAUCGUCUGACCAAAGAAGACCAGUAUCUUUAUCGUGCGCAGAAGUUCUCGGAAUUUAUGCAGACGGAAGAGUUCCAAAAGGGAGCAAGAACUCCGGACUCGCCAUUCAGCUUAUUUGAAGGACUGGCUGGAACUGUGUGCUUUUACGCCGAUCUCUUAAACCCUUCAGAGGCGGCUUUUCCAUUCUUUGAAGUCUUCUCGUAAUUGUCUAUUUAAAACGCAUUUCCUUAUAUAUGGAUUGAGGAGCCUUGCAGAAUUCCUGUUAAGAGACGGAUGAAAAUAAAGAAAAAGAUAUUUUCCCAGCUG
Molecule: messenger RNA, 1432 nt
Organism: Stylophora pistillata
Lineage: Eukaryota; Metazoa; Cnidaria; Anthozoa; Scleractinia; Pocilloporidae
Product: lanC-like protein 3
Biological process (GO): carbohydrate metabolic process; peptide modification
Cellular component (GO): plasma membrane
Source: RefSeq, a predicted model, not a curated record